This is a messenger RNA of Betta splendens (Siamese fighting fish), 3583 nucleotides long. Its product is annotated as thymocyte selection-associated high mobility group box protein TOX-like. Gene Ontology annotation, molecular function: chromatin DNA binding. Gene Ontology annotation, biological process: regulation of transcription by RNA polymerase II. Bases 540 to 1940 code for a protein of 466 amino acids. The transcript is spliced from 9 exons. Lineage: Eukaryota; Metazoa; Chordata; Actinopteri; Anabantiformes; Osphronemidae. The record is from RefSeq and is a predicted model, not a curated record. Gene Ontology annotation, cellular component: nucleus.
ACCAAUCUCCCCUCCCCCUUCUCCAUUCGUUCCUCUUUCCCGUUUAUUAUCGGCAGAGGUCGCAUGGCAAAGGGAAGUCCAACCACUUCUGCGUUGGAACCAUCGCAAGAAUAUGCGCCUCCGUAACAAAGCCCGUGUGGAGCCCAGAGCGCAGUGAGGACUGCAGUUCAUCCGCAAAAGGGGGACAAAGAAGUGAAAAGGCAGGAUCUAAGUUGGGGAGUUGCUUUUGCUUGUUCUGGAGCAACGGGAUAGUUUUCCAAACACGUGCGCGCCCGUGAAUAUUGUCCUCUGCGCGUGUGAGCGAGCGCGUCGCAUCCUGGUGCGAUGCUCUGAGGACUGCGCAUCACCAGAGUUGGUGCCGAAGUUCGGCCGCGAACGGAUGCGAGGGAAGAGUGCGCCGAGUGAAACUCCCCCACUCCUCUUUUUUUUUUUUUCUUUCUUUCUUCGCCCAUCCUGCGUUCGGCGUUGCGUUUGCUGAGACAAUAGUGAGCCAAAGACGCUGAAAGUGAUUUCAUGCCUUCGGUCUCGCACGACCUGAGAUGGACGUGAGAUUUUACCCUGCGCCCCCGGCAAACGUGGGUUCAUGCUCGUUACCGACUGAUCCGAGUUGCCUGAGCUCGUUGGACUAUUACCACUCGAACAAGGCCCAGUACAGUGUGGGUGAACAAGGGGUUAGGCUCCACACUGCCCCCCCUCCAGGCAUCAGUCCAGCUAGGAAAAGGCUGCCCACUGCUGUGUUUGAUGGUGACAACAUGUACCUGAAUGACAGUAACCAAGAGUUUCGGUCACCGAGCCAGAGCUACUCCAGCCAGGGCCGAGGCGGCGGCGGCGGAGGAGGAGGAGCGGGGGACGAAGACUACGAGAUCCCCCCCAUCACCCCCCCCAACCACGCGGACCCCUCUCUGCUGCACCUCAUGGAGCACGAGUCCGGCUACCCCUUCCACUCCCUGCCCCACAACGGCCUGCUCAACGCCUACCCGUACCCCGAGCUGCCGGCCCUCAUGAUGUCCAACGUGCUGGGCCAGGACACCCACCUGCUGUCUGGGCCAAUGCACUCGAUAAACAGCGAGAAGCGCUCGGCGGCCGAAAUGAUGAAGCCCAAACCCAAGCCGCAGAAGAAGAAGAAGAAGAAGGACCCCAACGAGCCGCAGAAGCCCGUGUCGGCGUACGCGCUCUUCUUCAGGGACACGCAGGCGGCCAUCAAGGGCCAGAACCCCAACGCCACCUUCGGCGACGUCUCCAAGAUCGUGGCGUCCAUGUGGGACAGCCUAGGAGAGGAGCAGAAGCAGGGGUACAAGAGGAAAACUGAGGCGGCUAAGAAAGAGUACCUGAAAGCCUUGGCCGCGUACCGAGCCAGUCUGGUUUCCAAGACAUACAGUGACCCCGAACCAAAAAGUGCCCAGCAGAGCAGCCAGCCCUCCCACCUCAAGCAGCCCCUCUACAGCGUGCCCCCCCAGCCCUCCUCGCCCUACCUGGGCCCGCCGGGCUCCUUCCCCCUGUCGGAGCUCCAGAGCUACGCGGGGCCCCGUCACACCCUGGCCCCGGCCCUCGGCCAGUCCCAGAUGCUGCCGCCCAGCAUGAGUGCCUCUCCCCCGACCCCCUUCCAGAUCAGCCCGCCCCUGCACCCCCACGCCCAGCUCUCCCUGCACCAGAACUCCCUGCUCGGCCAGCCCAUCCGCAUGCAGCAGUCGCAGCCAAUCAUCUCGCACCAAAUGGGGCUUCAGGCGCCUUUGCACUCCCCUCCUCUCAGCCAACAGGCGUUCUCCCAUAUGCAGGCCGACUACCAGAACAGCGUCGGGGGCUCACAGUCUCCAGGGGCCCCGAACCCAGUGCACGGCCAGAACCCCGACUGGGACAGCGAGUACUGCAACAGGGACUGUGGACCCAACCACUGCGGCAGUGGCAUGGGACCCCGAGACAAGCCUCUCUACCUCACUUGAAGUUGAAAGACCUCCAAAUGUCAGACUCCAGGGAGCUUUCUAACAUUACAACGACGUCAUCGAUAUAUCUGCUUCUACACCAUUUUGUUUUUCUUUUUAUUCUGCUGGAUUUUGAAAAUCCCAAAGACUGCUACAGUACCUUCACCUAUUUGCCAAGCACUUAGAUCAGCCAGAAGCCUGAGGCCCUUCUCUUGCUUUUCUUUUUUUUUUCUCCUCCUUAUCAGUAAACUUUCCAUUUUUUCGCGGGGGCAGCGAGCUUUAAGCUCAUGCCAACAUACUGGAAACGAAGACCAAAAAAAAAUGUCUUCUCAUCUUGUUUUGAAUUUUUUAAAGAUGCUUUCUCUGCUCCUCACUCCAUUACGCUGUGUUUGCCAUAGACUGCCCUCAUUGGGGACGUGAAUGCUCUAAGCAUACUCAGAAUAGGGGGCUUGGAUAAAGGAGCUAACGCAGGAAACUAGAAUACAGUCACCUCAGCCGAGAUGGAUGUACUUCAGAACAGACUGAAAGACCUGGACUGAGGGAAAGCGAAUUUUACUGGCGAUAGUCACAAACACAAGACAUUUGUAAAUCAAUCUAGUAAAGGACUCCUCUAUUCCCUUUAUUUCUCACUGAGUGAUUGUAAAUAUCACUAAAAUGGAUCCCUCUUACGUGUGUAUUUAGCUGCAGUCCCUCGCGUUCUGUUUUUUUUUUACUUUUCUUCGGUUUGGUUGUGUUUUCCUUCAGGCGGAUUGAUUGAGGGAUCUCACACACUAAAAGUUGUGUUGAAACUGUUCGCUGGUCUCGUUUCCCUCCGAAUGAAGAGGCAGUCAGCGACCUAACGGCGCUCCGCUUCCUUGGGCGGCGGAGCUCUGAUAGAGCGGGGUCGCUCACUUCACGGGGCCUCAAGACUCUACAGGACUGCAGAGGUCGUAGGUAAAAAUGGUUCCUUUUAGCUCCUCCUCCUCUGGGUGAGGAAGGACCGCCCCCUCACUCAUAACCCCGCCCACCGGCCCCUUAGUUCCAACACCACUUGUACAGGUGAAUUUAAAAAAGUUGCUAAAUGUGAAAUGUUACUAAAGAAAAAAAACAUAACAGUGGGUUUUAAAGUUUUUGACUAGUUUUAUUAGGUGUUUUAGGAUUGUGUUGAACUCAUCUUUAUCAUUUUUUUGUGAAGAGAAAAAACUUUUUAAGAUAUUUUGUUUCGUUUCGUUUUGUUUUGUUUUUCACUGUAGCAGGAUUUGCGUUUCGGAGGAAUGGUCAUGGGAGUAGAUAUUUUAAUUUUGUGUAAAAACCUGCCAAAUGUACUUCUUUAAUUUGUAACGCCAGCGAGAAGAGAACCCAUUUAGUUUUGUCAAAUAUCACGUUUUACAAUGCGGUCAUUCUAUUUAAUUUGCCGGUUUCUCAUCUAUUUAUGAAUGAUAUGAAGUAACAUUUUGGCUUAUUUUCAUCAGGGUGCAUUAUUAUUAUUAUUAUUAUUAUUAUUAUUAUUAUUAUUAUUAUUAUUAUUAUUAUUAUUAUUAUUAUUAUUAUUAUUAUUAUUAUAUAAGAACUAUUUUUUCAGAGGUUACUGUUGGUGCAAUGCCAGCGUACCAGCAUUAGAUUCAUUUUGUGUCACAAAAACUUCUUUUGUUUUCUUUUGUCUGUAAUAAAAUGUUUAAAGUGGA